Pimephales promelas (fathead minnow) is the source of this 2167-nucleotide messenger RNA. RefSeq names its product telomeric repeat binding factor 2, interacting protein (gene terf2ip). Gene Ontology annotation, cellular component: shelterin complex. Gene Ontology annotation, molecular function: telomeric repeat DNA binding. Gene Ontology annotation, biological process: telomere maintenance via telomere lengthening; protection from non-homologous end joining at telomere. The record is from RefSeq and is a predicted model, not a curated record. Lineage: Eukaryota; Metazoa; Chordata; Actinopteri; Cypriniformes; Leuciscidae.
UUCACAUCAAUGUUUUGGUCUUUUGACAGGUGGUGGGUUCAUACUAGUCUUUUAUAUGUAUUGAUGCUCGUUGCUUAAUAGCAGGGAAAGCCUGCGACGUUCAAGUAUUUCAGAUAAUCUUCACGAUGUCAAAGCCAGGAGAGGAGAAGGUCUCUGAAAUAUCUCCCGUCUUAUUCCUGGAAGCCAGUGGACAUUCAAUGCGCUUCUAUGUGAGACCCGGUCCGACUAAAACGCAGCUCUACCCUCUGAUAUCUAAUGGCGGAGGCAUUCUGUGUCGGAAUCAAGAGCCCGGAGCCAUUUUGCUGGUCGAUCCGGGCGACGUGACCAGUGCGAUGGCGAGCACUGGGCAGAAAUACAUCUCUUCGAAAUUCAUCCGAGAUUGUGUAGAGCAGAACCAGCAGUUGGACCGGGACGACUAUGUGAUCAGUGUGGGACCGUCUGUCCAGACGAGGAUGGCUGCCCGUCACCAGGGCACCGGACGUCUGGGUUACUCGCUUGAAGACGACGCCGCUAUUGUGAAGUUCAUGGAAAAGCGGCUGCAUGAAGCCAAAGGAAACCUGGUUUGGAAAGAAAUGGAGAAGCGGAGUGUCACCGGCCACAGUUGGCAGUCCAUGAAGGAUCGGUUUCUAAAGCACCUUCAGCACAAGCUUACGGAGAAAAGCCCGAAGAAAAGCCCCUCUAAAAGAAAAGCUCUUUUGUUUACUCAAAGCCCCUUAUCGAAGAAGACAGCGACUCAGACCUCAGAACCAGAGGCUGAUACAGACACCUCACGAAAGUCCGACGCUGUGUCGGAUUCAUCUGAAACGCAAAUCUCCACAGAGUGUCCAACUGUUAGGACCAUCCCUCCUCCUUCUCCCGAGAGAGCCAGUUCUCCUCCAGAGGCGGCCAGCGAGUCUCUGCAUGAGCGGCAGGAUGAAUCCCGUGUCCCGGUCCAAGAGCAAGAAACUCCAGGGCCUCCUCCUUCUCCCGAGAGAGCCAGUUCUCCUCCAGAGGCGGCCAGCGAGUCUACACAUGACCGGCAGGACGAGUCCCGUGUCCCGGUCCAAGAGCAAGAAACUUCAGGGCCUCCUCCUUCUCCCGAGAGAGCCAGUUCUCCUCCAGAGGCGGCCAGCGAGUCUACACAUGACCGGCAGGACGAGUCCCGUGUCCCGGUCCAAGAGCAAGAAACUCCAGGGCCUCCUCCUUCUCCCGAGAGAGCCAGUUCUCCUCCAGAGGCGGCCAGCGAGUCUCCACAUGAGCGGCAGGAUGAAUCCCGUGUCCCGGUCCAAGAGCAAGAAAUUCCAGGGCCUGAAAUAUCCAAAAGUCCUAGAUUAGAGGAAGAUCGUGAUGGACAAGACAUUCCAGAUGGAUCAAGUGAACAACCAUCUCUCAACAAAACAAAACAAACAACCAGCAAAACCGCCACAGCUGAUUCUAAGAAACUUGGGAUUCUUGCAAAAGCUGCAAGAGAAUUUGAGGACUCAGAUGUGAUGGAUGAAAGUGAAGAAGGGGAAGACCCAUGUGAAGCCCCGAUCGUCGAGCCCUCAGACGCACAUGAAAGUUCGGCGACACCUUCGAUGUUUGCCAGGGAACCAGAGAGCCAAGCUGAGCACCACGAGGAAGCCCGACAGGAAUCAGCAGCACCUGAGGAAGAGGAGCGUCCCGGGCCCAGUUCCACAGCGUUCACCACCCACGCAAUCAUGCUAAACUCCGAGUCACGGGAACCAAACCACAGCCAGGCCGGAGGAACGCCGGAGGAAACCCUCACCAGGCUCAAGGAGCAGGUCAAGAGCUUGAUGAGAGACAGUAAGAAAGAACUGGUUGAGGUGACCAAGGCGCUGUUGAAAGCCAGCGGUGACCUUGCACGCGCUCGGGUGUAUCUGAUCGAUGGGUACGAUCAGGAGAUUCACGGGCCGCUCUGGAAUCAUCUGGACGACGAGGUCCUCCUGUUGGCGGAUUCGUACGAACUUGAGCAGCUUCAGUUGAAAUUCGGAGUGGAGGAAGUGAGCAGGAGAAGAGCCUUCCUCACGGCGGGCAAGAACUGAGAGGAUUUGCUGUUGCUUGGUUUUACAAUAUCACUCAGUUUUAUAUUCUCAGUUCAGUUUUGUGUUGAAAAGUUCAUAUGAGAAUUUUUGCUAAUAAUUACUUUGUUAUUUAUAUAUAUAAAUUAAAGUAUUUUCCUUACUGA